Molecule: messenger RNA, 2337 nt
Organism: Brassica rapa (field mustard)
Lineage: Eukaryota; Viridiplantae; Streptophyta; Magnoliopsida; Brassicales; Brassicaceae
Product: pathogenesis-related protein 5
Source: RefSeq, a predicted model, not a curated record
UAAUUUAUGAUUUUAAUGGGACUAUAUAUUUACAUGAAAGUUUUAAAAAUAUUAUUAUCUUAAUAUUUUAUCGAUUUGUAUCAUAUUUUACACUUGUUCAAAUUAGGACCGAAAAAAUUUAUUAAUUUAUAAAAAUUAUUAAUUUAUCGAGUAUUAAUUUUCUACUGUAUAUCGUUGACACUAACCGAUAUUUCCACAUCACAUGAACAAACAAAAACUCGAUAAAAAAUGGCGGGUGCUCACAUUCUCUUCUUCGUGUUCAUCACAAGCUGCAUUGCCGUGACCGCAACCGUCUUCGUUUUGGAGAACAGCUGCCCUUACACCGUCUGGCCUGGAAUCCUUUCCGGCAACAGCACCACCACACUCGGCGACGGCGGGGUUCCCCUGACCCCAGGCGCUUCCGUACAGCUCACUGCUCCUCCGGGAUGGUCAGGCCGUUUCUGGGCGCGCACCGGCUGCAGCUUCGAUCCCUCCAGUCGCGGCAGCUGCGUCACCGGAGACUGCGGCGGCAUUUUAAACUGUAACCGCGGCCGAUUUCCUCCGGCCAUUCUAGCCGAGUUCACCGUCGGAUCAGGCAAUUCAGACACUGAUAUCUACGGCGUCAGCCUCGUCGACGGUUACAACGUCAAGAUGGGGAUCGAGCCAUUGGGAGGAACUGGAGAUUGCCACUACGCAGGCUGCCUCGCCGACGUCAACGAGAUUUGCCCCGGCGAUCUUCGGAUCAUGGAUCCGAACGUCGAUGGAGUCGUUGCGGCAUGCAUGAGCGCGUGCGCGGCGUUUGAUUUGCCGGAGUUUUGCUGCACCGGUGCUCACGCGACGCUGCAGACUUGUGAUCCGAGUCGGUACUCGAUGGUGUUCAAGAACGCUUGUCCUAGCGCUUACAGCUACGCUUAUGGUGACGCGACAAGCAUUUUCACUUGUUCCCGAUCUAACUACUUGAUUACUUUCUGCCCCACCCGCUCUUAAAAACCUGAGCUCCGGUCUAAAUUCGGGUCGGGUUUCUCCCUCAUGUUUCUUUUGCUUGUGAUGUACGGAACGAUGAAUAAUAUCAUUUUCGGUUUUUAAAGAUCUUUUCAAGUAUUCUGUUUUUAAACACUCCUUGCAUUGUUGCAUUGCAUACAAAGAAAUAAUUUAAAAAAAUUUACGGAGAAAAGAUUCUUGUGCUGUCAUUUUUCAUUGUUAGUUCUUUAUAACUUAUCAAUCGUAUUACAUGUUGCUAUCUUGAUUAACUCACAUAUUCAAUUAACUUAAUUGCAUUUUGGUUGCGUCUAUCUCUUUGUGUCCUUUGAAUCCCACUGUUAACAUCCCUUUGUGUAAACGAGAAUCUCUUGCGUUUAUUGAGUUAAAAACAACAACAUUUCAGUGAUUUCACUAGCAUUUAUGUUGUCAAAAGUAAGAAGCAUACUCAUUUUUGUCCCAAAAAUAUGAUGCUAUCUUCUUUAAUUAACUGCUCCAUUAGAUCAACUUUCCAGGAAGAGCAUAUAUAUAGCAUCUCCCGUUUUAUUUACAUGACCCUGCUUGGUCACAUGUCAUCUUAUCUUCUUAUCUAGUUGUCUGAGUAGGUGCAAGUGAGAUCAGGUUAGUUUCUUUAGAACCAACUUUGAACCUUCUAUACCUUUUUUUGUUGGGAAAGAGUCGAAGAAACUCAAAACCAACCCAUGUAAUAUAUACAUUUUGCUUGUCAUAAUUCAUCAAACCCACUUAACUAACCUACAAACCGUUCUUGUUUCAUAAACCUUUUUUUUUUGCUUAAAUUCUUGUUCAUAAAACUUCUACAGCUAUCAAUGCUUGAUAGAGAGAGAGAGCUACAGCCAUGACCGCUAAAAAUGCUUAAGAUCGUGUAGACAAUGUGAUCUUGAGUGAAUAAAAAGGAAUUUUCGUUAUUUAAUAUUGACCCAUUAACAUAUGUAUACCCACUAACUCAAGGAAACCUAAUCGUCACGAUUUUAAACCAACUCUUUUCUCCUACACAAGUCAAGUCUUCUCAACAUAUUGAAUCUAAAAUAAAUAUCUCGUCUCCAACUUUGCUACUUCUGAGCCUAUUCAUGAAUUCAAGAAUUUUGUACAUGUUAGUUGUUUGCUCUUUCCCAACAAAACAGAUGAUAUGUUUUUAUGUUUUAAUGAUCGGAUCUCAUGGCAUGUUUCCUAGAAACUAUCGGAAAAAUACUGUAAAUAAAUAAAUUAACUAAUAAAAAGAAUAAUGAAAACGUUAAAAAUAAAAAUCGAACAACAGGAAAGAUGGGAUCAUGGAAAGACAGUUUCUACUUCCGCGGGAUGUUGUGGGCAUGCUGUUUCACCAUUACUGUCCACUUGAUAUUCAUUUAUUUUGUUGGAUCA